CAGGAGGGGCACAGAUGGGAUCGGCUAUGUCGCGAUCUCGCAUCUGCCCGCCGCGCCAAUCACGGCCCCCAGUGGCGCACCCCGCCCGCACCGUUUCUCCCCUUUCUGUCAUCCCAGGGCCAUCCUCAUCCACUCUCCGCACCCAGACAAAUCCACACUCCAUGUCCGGCGGUCGCAUUCGAAUUCUGCCUGUGCCUUGCUCAGUCCGAUCGUCGACGCGCGACACCUGGAGUCCGCCACAGCGCGGUACCGGUGGACAAGAUCGCGCUAUGCUGCAAUAGGUCUAGGAUACCUUAUCGCCAGCGCACGAACGUGCAGAGGUCGGUCUGUGUCCGUCGGUCGUGUGGCGGUCCUGGACCGCCCCGCGCUCGACCUUCUGCCACGCGUUGAUUUGAGCCUAGAGACGUUCUCGGACCAUCUGUCCUUUGAACCAAACUUCGAACUGUGAGUUUGUGGCUUUCACUUGCAGCAAUA
Molecule: messenger RNA, 474 nt
Organism: Fomitopsis serialis
Lineage: Eukaryota; Fungi; Basidiomycota; Agaricomycetes; Polyporales; Fomitopsidaceae
Exons: 2
Source: RefSeq, a predicted model, not a curated record